CGUCUGGCGUUUGCACAAAUCUACUGAAUGAAAUAAUCCUAAAUUGCCUUUGAGAAGGACGUUUAGAAAAUCGCCCUAAAAUUGGUCUGCACGAAAAACUGCUGACGUGCGCAAGUACGAAACACUGCAAGAUAACAUAUCGGAUGUUAGGUUGACCGGCUCGUAAAGAAGAUAGUGGUAUAUAUGAUAGUGACAAAAUAAUGAUACGCUCAACAAGUAUGAAGCCACAGAAAAAAUCCAAACCACCGCCCUUAGUUCUGUGCAGCUCGGAGGCUCAUUAUUGGCCUCUUCCCAGUCCUCUCGCUGAAUUCGCAGCAAUCGCUACAAGUCCUGAGAGCCCAUUGGUCAAAGAAAUGUCAUGUGAUAAUAUGUCGUCGGUUAGUAACGCCUUCAAGCUUCCCAGUAUCGAACAUGUUACUCCGUCAACUGAUCCGUGCACUUCAGACUUGUCGUCAUGUAGUGAAACUCCCCUGCUUACCACCCCUUGCUCAUCAUUUUGGGAGAGAUUUAAUCAAGACCUAUCGAGCCAAACAGACACCAACUGUGCGUCAAUAAAAUACACAAGUCUUCAAGUAGAUGACAGAUCCAUGGAAACCACGAAGACGUCCACCUUGUUUCGACCUCACAACAUGAAAGACAUUAAACGAGAAUUAUCCAACGUUGACGACAACAACUCCUCUACAUCGUUCAACAAUCAGUCUCCUUGGUCAAAAUACUACACGCAUGAAAACUUGAGUCGUCUUGGGAUACCUUGUCGAGAGUUGUUGCUUGGUGAUGUCUGUAUUCCACUUUGCAACACAAAAGAAACAACUCCACAAAAUGAACAUUUUGCCGGAAAGACACAAGAUACAAAACCAUCUGUUCUUUUUGACUUGGAUUCGGCAGCCCAAGCAUUGAGUAACAUGGCCAAGAGAAAGGAACAACAUGUUGAAUACAAAAGAAAGCUAGAAUCGACUUUGAAGAUUGUGAAAAAUAAAGGAACUCGUGUCAGAAAACGAAAAACCUCAAAUUCAUCAGCACGAAGACCUAUGAAUGCAUUUAUGUUGUUCGCGAAACGAUUUCGACUGGAAAUCACAAGAAAACAUCCCGGAAAAGAUAACAGAGCAAUCAGCGUAAUUCUCGGAGAUGAGUGGAAAUCCUUAAGUUCAGAAGAUCGUAAGGUGUACAUCUUGGAAGCAAAGUCUCUUGCGGAGGAGCAUAAACGGAUUUACCCUGAUUGUUGGAAAAGAAAACGUACAACACAGGUCUCAUCAAGAGGGAAUCGAAAACAUUGAAAAACCCAAGAUGUACAUACAUACAACAGAAUGUUUCCAACAAGCUUGAAAGAACAAUGCUUUUCAAUCCAUUUAUCUUGGUAUUCACGGGAGCACAGGGCUGGAUUGAUACGCUGUUGGUCCUGGAACUUCGGGACUGAAUGUGUGGGCCUUAAAUAUACAUAUAUUUAAAUUUAUAAUAUCGCUUUUUGGUUGUUUCCAAAGAAAAGGGCCUAUUAAACUAUCUUUACACCUGGGCCUGGAGCUGCCGCCUCAUCCGUCCCUUGCGGAGUAUACACAAAUGAUUUGACCUGGAGGGUGGAGGGUGGGGGUAGCAUUGUCGCUACAAGCCGGCACAAGCAUAAGGGUAAUCGUGUAGAGUUGAAACAUCUCGAGGGUUACCCCCUGCCUCCCUCCUCCGCAUCUACGGCCCUGGGCCCAGCAUUGGCAAUGUAUAGAUCUUUCAUCAUCGUUCCCAGGUUUUUUGAUAGAGGCUUUAGAGGUAUUGGUAAUGACAUGAAAUA
Messenger RNA from Dendronephthya gigantea, 1777 nucleotides. Its product is annotated as HMG box-containing protein 1-like. NCBI's taxonomy places the organism in Eukaryota, Metazoa, Cnidaria, Anthozoa, Malacalcyonacea, Nephtheidae. Gene Ontology annotation, biological process: regulation of transcription by RNA polymerase II. The record is from RefSeq and is a predicted model, not a curated record. Bases 201 to 1274 code for a protein of 357 amino acids. The transcript is spliced from 8 exons. Gene Ontology annotation, cellular component: nucleus. Gene Ontology annotation, molecular function: RNA binding; DNA-binding transcription factor activity, RNA polymerase II-specific; protein binding.